CUCAGCUUUACAACCAUGACACCAACAAGUUUCUGUGAGGGUUUGAACAUGAGUACCCAGGCACAUACUUUGACCAAGGCAGAGAUCCCUAGCCAUGUUCUUUACACCGUAGGAACGUGUGUGCUCAUUAUUGGCUCCAUUGGCAUCAUCGGAAACCUCCUAGUCCUCUACGCAUUUUACAGCAACAAGAAGCUGAGGACUUCCCAAAACUACUUUAUAAUGAAUUUAGCUGUGAGUGACUUCCUGAUGUCGGCUUCUCAGGCACCCAUAUGCUUUGUCAACAGCUUGCACAGAGAAUGGAUACUUGGAGACAUAGGCUGUAACUUGUAUGCUUUCUGUGGGGCUCUCUUUGGGAUAACUUCGAUGAUGACUCUGUUGGCCAUCUCUGUUGACCGCUACCUGGUGAUCACAAAGCCCCUGCAGUCCAUCCAGUGGACUUCCAAGAGACGCACCAUGCAGAUCAUCGCCGCCGUGUGGCUCUACUCACUGGGAUGGAGCAUGGCUCCGCUCCUCGGCUGGAGUUCCUAUGUGCCUGAGGGCUUGAUGAUAUCCUGCACAUGGGACUAUGUAACCUACUCCCCUGCAAACAGAAGCUACACCAUGAUUUUAUGCUGCUGUGUGUUUUUUAUCCCCCUGGUAAUAAUAUUCCACUGCUAUUUAUCGAUGUUCCUGGCCAUAAGGCGUACUGGCAGAGAUGUUCAAAAGCUGGGGUCCUGCAGCCGGAAAUCCUACCUCUCUCAGUCCAUUAAGAAUGAGUGGAAGCUGGCAAAAAUUGCUUUUGUGGUCAUCAUUGUGUUUGUCUUGUCCUGGUCUCCAUAUGCUUGUGUCACCUUGAUUGCCUGGGCAGGUCGAGGUAACAUCCUAACACCAUAUGCCAAAUCUGUGCCAGCAGUUAUUGCCAAAUCUUCUGCAAUCUACAACCCCAUCAUAUAUGCAAUAAUUCACCCAAGAUACAGAAAAACCAUCCACAAAGCUGUUCCCUGCUUGAGGUUCCUGAUACGAAUAUCAAAGAAUGACCUCCUGAGGGGAUCCAUAAAUGAGUCAUCGUUCAGGACCUCUCUCUGCAGCCACCACUCUCUUGCUGGCAGGACCAAGAGCACUUGUGUUUCCUCUGUUUCUACUGGAGAAGCUAUCUGGAGCAAUGUAGAGCUCGACCCUGUGGAGCCAGCUCAAGAGAAACUGAAGCCUCGCCGAAGUAAUUCUUUCUCCACGAGUCUGAGACAAGAGAAGAGAGACCUGCUCCCAAAGACCUGCAGCUGCGAUGCAGUCACUGCCCAAAAGGUUUCACUCUCCUCGAGCUGUUUGGAGAAGGUGCUUGGGCAGCCUGUCCUACCUGGUCCCUCUGCAGCACUCAUGACCAGCUCCCUGAGAGCAACUUCUCUGCCUGUCAGAUUGAAUAGCAGCAGUGUCACCAGUGGAGACUCAAGUACCUCCCAUAUGGCAGCUCAAGGAAGUCAAGUGAAUGGAGUUGUGGAGUCUCUCAUUAGCAAUGCAGUCCCUCGCAUCAUCAUCAUUCCUACCUCAGAGACCAAUCUGUUUCGGGAAGAACUGGAAGAGGAAGAGACUGAAUUAUUCCAAUUUCAUGACAAAAAGGGAAAUCUGCUGGAUUUGGAAGGGCUUAGCUCAUCCAUGGAGUUCCUUGAAGCUGUUGAGAAAUUUCUAUCAUAACUUUGUCAAAAGAAAACUUUCUGGUAAUUAUUUUCUUGGCAUCUUCUCCACUUAAUUAUACCAAAUAACUGAAGCCUUUUAGGUUAGGUCAUCAGAUUUUUUGUAUGUUUAUACAGUAAUCACUAGGCAGCCUUCAGAUUUAUCUUUGUCCAAACCAGCUCAGGCAUGGAAACAGGCUUUCUUUCAGAUUGUGCUGCAGGAAAUGAGCAGUGGAAGAUCUGGCAGCACGAUCGAGUGGCAUUGGUCAAGGAGGCCGCCUGAUCUGUUGCCACUGAUGGGGGUGCCAGCAGAAGGGAAAAUGACUGACUGAGAGCAGGGUCAGCUGCUGAAUGCUUCUGCUAUCUGCACAUGGAACAGCAUUCCUGUUUUGGCAGCUCUGCUCUGGACAGCGAUGGGAAGCACCGCAAGACCGCAGCUUCCAGCAGCCCCAGCAGUAAGGCAGAUGGCUACAUGACCUCAACUAGAGUUUAA
Molecule: messenger RNA, 2139 nt
Organism: Pyrgilauda ruficollis (rufous-necked snowfinch)
Lineage: Eukaryota; Metazoa; Chordata; Aves; Passeriformes; Passeridae
Product: melanopsin-like
Exons: 10
Coding region: 16-1668 (550 amino acids)
Biological process (GO): visual perception; G protein-coupled receptor signaling pathway
Cellular component (GO): membrane
Molecular function (GO): G protein-coupled receptor activity
Source: RefSeq, a predicted model, not a curated record